Malaclemys terrapin pileata is the source of this 1836-nucleotide messenger RNA. It is a transcript of the gene TP53I3, whose product is annotated as tumor protein p53 inducible protein 3. The record is from RefSeq and is a predicted model, not a curated record. The transcript has 6 exons. Gene Ontology annotation, molecular function: quinone reductase (NADPH) activity; NADPH binding; quinone binding. Lineage: Eukaryota; Metazoa; Chordata; Testudines; Emydidae. The coding region runs from base 235 to 1239 and encodes 334 amino acids.
UGGAAAACCUUUCUUGGAAUGCAGGAUAAAGUACCUGCCACCAUCCCCCAUCCCACGUUGUUUAUGCCGGAGCCUGGACUAGAUUGUCCAAGUUGUGCACAGUGGAGUCUUUGGGGCAGUCUAGGUUUAUGAAUGGAUAUCAACAAUUGGCGUCUUAACGCUGAACAUGGGUUGCCUAGUGACAACCAAAUACACCUGCUUUAGUGCUUUCCUUUUUGUAUUGGUUCAGAGAAAAUGUUGGCAGCUUAUUUUGACCAGCCAGGAGGCCCAGAGAAUCUAUAUGUGAAAGAGGUACCGAAACCACAUCCAGGAAAAGGAGAAGUCCUUAUAAAAGUGUCUGCCAGUGCUCUGAAUAGGGCUGACUUACUCCAGAGGAGAGGAAAGUAUCCUUCCCCAAAAGGAGCAAGUGACAUUUUAGGCUUAGAAGCAGCUGGACUUGUGGCUGGGUUCGGACCUGGUUGCAAGGGUCAGUGGAAAAUUGGAGAUACAGUGAUGGCUCUGCUGUCUGGGGGUGGCCAGGCAGAAUACGUCACUGUGCCAGAAGGUCAUCUGAUGCUGAUCCCUAAUGAUAUGACUUUUGUUCAGGCUGCAGCCAUUCCUGAAGCCUGGCUAACAGCCUUUCAGUUGCUGCAUUUUGUAGGUAAAGUACAGAGUGGACAGACAGUGCUGAUCCACGCAGGAGCUAGUGGAGUUGGCACAGCAGCCAUUCAACUGACUAGACUGGCAAAAGCUAUUCCCAUUGUAACAGCUGGAACACAAGAGAAACUCCAGCUGGCAGCAAAACUCGGAGCAGCUGCUGGGUUCAACUACAAGGAGGAGGAUUUUAGCGAAAGGGCCCUGGAGUUCACCAACGGCUCUGGAGUGGAUAUUAUUUUAGACUGCAUUGGUGGUUCCUACUGGGAGAAGAACCUCAAUUGUCUGAGUACUGAUGGCCAGUGGAUUGUGUAUGGACUGUUGGGUGAAGGUGAAGUACAUGGAGAUCUGCUUGCAAGGUUGCUUUCCAAAAGAGGGAGCCUGCUUACUAGUCUGUUAAGAUCACGAGAAAAGGAGUAUAAAGAAAAGCUGGUGAAAGCCUUCACAGAGAGAGUGUUGCCGUAUUUCUCCCAAGACAGAUCUCCAUAUGUCCAACCAAUCAUUGACAGUGUUUAUCCUUUGCACAGGAUUGUAGAGGCGCACAGGACCAUGGAAGAAAACAAGAACCUCGGCAAAAUUAUAAUUGAAAUGCCUCCUUCAUCUUAAAGAAGGGUGUGCUGCUGCAGGUGUUCCACAGAGACUACAUUACUAUUGAUGUGUAUGGGAGUUUGGCAUCUGGAGCACUUGCAAUUUCAUGCCACAAAUUUGAAAUGACUGACAGUGAGGAAGGACUGUGAAAGCGAGGAGUAAAACUAAGUCUUUGUAUAAGACUGUCUUUGAAAAAGUAAUUCCCUUAUAAGGGAAUAAUAACAAAUCCAAAUCUAUCAUAGGUAUGGUGUCCUAGGGCAGUGGUCUCCAAACUUUUUUGAUCGCACACCCCUAUCAGUAAACAUUUUUUGAGCACUCACCCCCAAUAUAUGUAUAUUUAUUUAUGUAUAAAUUAUAUACAUGUACUACUAUAUUAAUAUAUUAUGUACAUUAAACACACAAAAAAUAGAAAUUGAAAAAGGAUGAGAUAAAGAUGAAAUAAACAAUAUUUAAAAAAUAUUGUAUUUUAUUUAUUAAUGGUACAAAAAACCUUUUUGCUCUCACAAAAAAAAUAUAUUCAUAAUAUUUUUUAGUGAGAGCAAUGUGAUUGAAUAUGCUUCAUUAUUUCUGAAAAUCUUGGUUUAACACUUUGUGAUACACCGGUUCGAAGGUCUG